Iphiclides podalirius (scarce swallowtail) is the source of this 1782-nucleotide messenger RNA. NCBI's taxonomy places the organism in Eukaryota, Metazoa, Arthropoda, Insecta, Lepidoptera, Papilionidae. The record is from the annotation of a GenBank genome assembly.
AUGAGUAAGCCACUUAGAUUGCCAGAUCUGUGGCGAUGCAAGUCCACGGAGAGAUCCAUAGAGCUGCUCCUCAAACGCCUCAGAAAAGAUUCAUCGAAAUCCCGCGCCAAUCUUAUUGAUGACGAGGCUUUGGAGUGGCUUAAGCCGCGUGUUCUGAUAAAACCUGAUGAUCAAGAAGUCGUUCCUGAAGCCGGCACGGCUAUUCGGAAGGAUUCUGAUGAAGCAAAGGCUCAAAUCGCUGCAGGAUAUGGUAUGGUUGGAUUUGACGAUGCCGGUCCAAAGCGAGUCAAAGUUAAAAAAUCUACCGCCGAAGAGGAAGAGGAGGAGGAACCUGAGGCAGAACCAGCCGCGGCUGAAGAGGGUAAAGCAGAAGAAGAAGCUGCUGCUGAAGAAGAGACCCCAGAGGAAGUGAAGCCUGCAGAAAUAGUAGAGACAGCCGAAGGUGAAGCAGAAGGUGUCCCGGAAGAGCUGGAGGAUACAGAAAUAGAAGAAAAAGAUGAAACUGCGCCUAAAGUGGAUGCAGAGGAGGAAGUGCUAACUAUAAAACCACGUGUCAAGAAGUUGGCCAACCAAUUUAACUUCUGUGAGCGCGCCGCUUUGACCUAUGUCUUCCCGCGUAGGUCCGUUGAAACCCAAACAGUACCGCCACCAAGAGCUAACUACGGUUCAACCGCUCUACAAUGCAUCAUAUUCGAUUACUACCAAGAAGACUACGCCAGGAAAAUGCGGGAGAAAGAGGAGGAAAAACCUAAAAGGCUUCGGAAGAAAGAAGCCAAACACGCAAAGACCGCGCAGCAAAUACACGACGAGCAGCUUGCGCAACGUAUCCGCGAGGCCUGGGCCAUACUGGAGCGCCUCGUCAAUCAGAACAUCUACGAUGACAUUGCCCAGGACUACCGUUAUUGGGACGAUCCGUCGGACGAGUUCCGCGAGGGCAUGGGCUCCCUGCUGCCGCUGUGGCGAUUCCAGUUCGAGCCAAUGCGCAACCACUCAGUCUGCGACCUUCAAUGGAACCCACACUACCAGGACCUGUUUGCUGUCGCUUACGGAUCGUUGGAUUUCACACAGCAACAAAAGCAAGGCUGUUUAUGCCUGUACAGCAUCAAGAAUCCGGCAUAUCCCGAGUACUCUGUCAUCACUGAGUCUCCGAUAAUAUGCCUUGACGUUUACAAAGAAACACCGUACCUUAUUUGUGUUGGACGUUACGAUGGCAACGUCUGUGUCUAUAAUGCACAAUUAACACUGGAGUCGUCCUACCAAUACAAAUCGGAUUCAGUUCGCGAUAAGCACAGCAACAUAGUAUGGGAAAUACGCUGGGGUGCUCGCCUGAUCGACGGCGAGGCGUCGUUCUUCUCGGUGUCCGGGGACGGGCGGGUGGUGCAAUGGGCGGUGAUGCCCGGCGAGUUGCAGGCCACCACCAUCAUCGAGCUACGCUCCGCGGCCGCACCCGUGCCAGGGCCGGACGGGACUCUCAUAACAGUCAAUAUUUACCGAAUUAGCUACAACUAUUUCAAUAAUUCAAUUUACGCAUCUUGCUCCGGAGAUUGGCGCGUCAAAAUUUGGGAGGAUGGGCGCGACGAACCACUCUUCAUGUUCGAAUUAGGCUCACCAGUGGGGGAUGUUAAAUGGGCUCCGUAUUCAAGCACUGUGUUUGCUGCCUGCACGGCUGACGGAAAAGUGUAUGUCUACGACCUUAACAUAAUGAAACUUGACAAGCUUCUGAGUUUAGUUCGAGAUCCACCAUUCACACCUGGAGUUGUUGAAGAAAAGUUUGAUGAUGAU